GCAGGAAGUACAGUUCACGCUGUCAUGGCCAAUGUGCGGCUGGAGUUUAAGGCAAGCGCCGGGGAUGCUGACCCUCAGACGAGGCCUCUACUGGUGCUGGGGCAGCUGCACAACCUGCAACGGGUGCCCUGGGCUGAACUGAAGGGGAAGCUGCACCCGAGAGUUACUGAAGAGAUAUGGCAGAGUGCUCUAAGCUCACUGAGCCCAAAUCCUACAGACAACUGCCCUCUGUAUCUGAACUACGCUACAGUCGCUGCUCUGCCCUCCCGAGUCAGCCGGCACAACAGCCCGUCGGCAGCGCAUUUUAUAACCCGACUCGUACGCAACAGCCUCCCUGGAGGGGCGAACCGCUGUAUCCUGAUGGUAUGUGAGCAGUCCGAUCUAUUCGCCAGCGCAUGUGCCAUCGCCCGGGCCUUCCCGCUAUUCACCCGCCGGUCCAGCGCAUCCCGCCGUGCAGACAAAAAGAAAGUAGUGGUGGAGUUUCUUUUGACCGGGCAGAACAAUGGACCUAUGGAACUUUCAACUCUGAAGUGCUUGGAGAGCGCCACGGAAGGGGUGAGACUGGCAGCUCGCAUUGUGGAUACUCCAUGUAGUGAAAUGAACACUGACCACUUCAUUGAGGAGAUUAAGGCUGUUGCACUGGACCUGGGGAUAACACCAGCCAUUAUCCGGGAUGUGGAACUGAAGCAGAGAGGAUUUGGAGGGAUCUAUGGGGUUGGAAAAGCAGCAGAACACCCCCCUGCCCUGGUGAUUCUAAGUCACACCCCUGAGGGAGCCACUCAAACGAUUGCCUGGGUAGGAAAAGGCAUUGUGUACGACACAGGUGGACUCAGCAUUAAGGGAAAGACCACCAUGCCAGGAAUGAAGAGAGAUUGUGGGGGAGCAGCAGCAGUUCUAGGAGCCUUCAAAGCAGCUGUUAAGCAGGGUUUCAAGGAUAAUCUUCAUGCCUUAUUCUGCCUGGCGGAGAAUUCUGUGGGUCCCAAAGCCACCAGGCCAGAUGAUAUCCAUGUGUUGUAUUCUGGGAAAACAGUUGAGAUAAACAACACGGAUGCUGAAGGCAGGUUGGUGCUGGCGGAUGGGGUCUCCUAUGCAUGCAAAGAUCUGGGGGCUGAUAUCAUUCUGGAUAUGGCAACACUAACGGGGGCUCAGAGCAUAGCCACAGGUAAAUACCACGCCGCUGUCCUGACCAACAGUGACGAGUGGGAAGUUGCUUGCGUGAAAGCUGGAAGGAAGUGUGGGGACCUCGUUCACCCGCUCGUUUAUUGCCCUGAGCUGCACUUCAAUGAGUUUUCUUCCGCUGUGGCUGAUAUGAAGAACUCUGUGGCUGACCGGGAGAAUGCACAGAGCUCCUGCGCUGGCCUCUUUAUUGCCUCUCACAUUGGCUUUGACUGGCCUGGGGUGUGGGUACAUGUGGAUAUUGCAUCUCCUGUCCAUGCCGGUGAACGAGCCACUGGUUUUGGGGUGGCCCUGCUACUCUCCUUGUUUGGUCGUGCCUCUGAGGAUUCCCUACUAAACAUGGUCUCCCCUCUGGGAGAAGUUAAUAUCACAGACAACCAUGAGAGGGAUUCCAAGAGACGUCGGCUCGUGUAACCCCCCUCCCCAAACAUUAUAGAUGCCCCUACAGGGCAGUUAUGAACCCGUAUCCCCAGCCAGGGCCACAGCUGAUGUGCAUUGUCAUUACUUUGUUAAAUUUCCAUUGCGCUGAUGCAGGGGAACCAUCUUAUUUUUAGUGACGGUCAUUUUUCCCUUUUGUUGUAAAAGUGAACCCGUAAAUCAUCUUUUUUAGUAAUGCACAAGUAUUUCCAACCACUAAUUAUCACUCCAUUACCAUGUCUUCCCCCCCCAUAUCUGAUCUGUUCCCCCUCAUAUCUCCAAGUUAUUCAUUUUGUAAUCUUUUAUUGAUGCUUUCCAGCGGAAUACAAAUAAUUUGCUCAAA
This is a messenger RNA of Xenopus laevis (African clawed frog), 1936 nucleotides long. RefSeq names its product aminopeptidase like 1 L homeolog (gene npepl1.L). Lineage: Eukaryota; Metazoa; Chordata; Amphibia; Anura; Pipidae. Gene Ontology annotation, cellular component: cytoplasm. The record is from RefSeq and is marked provisional. Gene Ontology annotation, biological process: proteolysis. Gene Ontology annotation, molecular function: manganese ion binding; peptidase activity; metal ion binding.